UAUGACUCCCCGCUCCCCAUGUUGUCCUCGUUUUAAGGUCAUUGAAAAAUACAUUUAAGAAGAUCUCUAGAGAUUCCAACCGGGUCCAAUUGAGCUCAUCUGGUUCUGUUCUUUCUUUUAUAUCUUCUUGUGGUUUCCCCUCGAAGUUUGCCUUCUUUUUUAACUUUUGAUCUUCAUCUUCAAUUGGGUUAUUAACAGACACUAUCGUGGACUCAUAUCCUCCCCACCUUCAAUCCCACUUCAUACCACCUCAAUUGCAAAGCUUGACAGCUCCCCCGCUAUUCCAUUUCUCUACGAAGCAACAAUGUCGUACACUACCAGCCCCCAAGGGAAUAGUGUUGGCAGUAGGCCCAGCUGGCAGGUCCAGCUCGAGGAUUAUUGCAAAGGCAACAAGCUGUCUCUUCCCGUCUUCAACAUUGUCUCCGAUCGGCGAGGAGGUCGUACUGCUUGGUCCAGUACCGUCACCGUCACCGUCCAGGGCCAAGGCCAGAAUAUCGCCGCUCGUUACUGGUAUGACGGUCAGUUUAUCAACAAUGCCAAAGAGGACGCCGCCGAGGUUGCCCUCAAGACCCUGAACCAGCAGCCCCGGGCUGCUACUGUCUAUCAGGGUCAGCUGUUCCCGCAGGCAACGUCGGCCGGCUAUGGUCGCGGAGCUGGCGGGUUCUGAUCAUCUUCUUUAUUUCAAAUAUUUCCUAGUAGUCUUGGGUGGCAUUCUCUUCACUUCUUGUGUUUUUAUCAAAUUUUUUGGUUCUUGAUUCUGACGUUGAUCCUGAACUCUGUUGUUUUUCAUUUCUUGGUGUGGUGGAUGCUUGUUCUGGUUUGUUUUCCACCUGUUGUGAAAGGCCCUCGGGGAUCCACAAGUCCUACCCGAUACAAAAACCCCAUACCUUUGUUGUCGCGUUGCUCUCUCACUUGCGUUUUUGACUGCAGGAAAAAAAAAACAUAUCCCCUUCACCGCACUCCCCUCCCACCUCUUUCUCGUGUCGACACCUUUUUCUCCCCGAGUCUCGCUGAUGCAUGCACUAUCCCUUCUCGACAACCACAUCUUGCCGGUUUCUGCAAGUCCUGCCCACAAUGGCUCACUACAAUGCGGAUUCCAUGUCAUGGGCUCUGGUGGGAUGAUUUUUGGCACCAGAAAGAUGGACAAAUAAUUUAAAAAAAGAAAAAUGCACCAUGCACCAUGCACCAUGCACCAUCCCUGCCCCGGAUGACCACUUCCAAAUGCAGGUCACUACCUUGUUUCGCCUUCGUGAAACAUCAGCACCGGUCGUGACACACCACACCCGGGAUACGGACCGCCCAGGUACAUGAUACUGUGUCUGGAUGUUGUCAGGCCUCGUGUGAUGCAUCGUGAAUCAGACUCCCUUUUGGCUCUUUUCAGCGCGCCCCCCACAUACGUGUCUUCUGGGAGUGCAUAUACGUAUGUCUUUGGAGAAGAUCCCACAUACGUUUUUUUUGGUGUCCAAUUAUUGUUUCUAUCUCUCCCAAUUUGGGUUCGUACGGGUCGCCUUUUGCAUUUGAUUUGUCUCUGCUCUUGCUGCGCUGUCUGCCUAAGGGCAAACCCGACUGCAAAUCGGGCCAGAUGCUUACUACCACUUGAUGAGGCGAGGGGCUCGGGUCUCAUGUAUUGUCUCAAGUGACUGCUGCUUGUCCCUUCGAGAACAUAUGACUUGUCAUGCUCGAGCGGGUUUGAUGUCAUAUCUGGGACAAUUCCCAAUGGCUACUCCCUGCUACGCGGUUCAGAUGGCAAUUAUAUUUGCGGCAUUGUCGAUAAGUGCAAGGUGGCAUUUGUAAUAGAUGCUACCCCCUGCUGCUUCGUCCCCCCUGGAGCUACGGACGAAUGCGUGUGUCUGUGCCACCGCGGAUGCAAGGCGACUUGUCCUAAUCUCAAGCCCGAUGCGACAUCGCAAAUGUGGCGAUGGAAGCAAUUUGGAACAAAAGGUCACAAGGAGGAGUUACAGGAUUAAGACGGGACAGAAUUUUUCAUUUUCCGGCCAUCUACUUGUCUAGAAUUUGGAUUUGGAUUUUGUUUUACGAUCCACCUGAUUAUUCGAUACGUUUUGCUUUAUUUUGUCUUUCCUGGUUCAGAACGGGUGUCUGCGCCUGACAGAGGGAGUUUCUUUGAUAUCUGUUGUCUCUUGUUAGUUUGUCUUUGGUUUUGGAAGUUCGGACAUGGAACCGGACCAGGUUAUCUAUUACGUUGGUAUCAUAUAUGGAUGGUAUUGGACUUGGGACUGUAAUGGUCGGGGUUUGGUUUCUAUCAGAUUGUUCUCUUUUGUUUCUUAUUACACGAUUACAGAAUAUCUAUCGACAGGACUUUUAUGGACUCACCCCUUUCUAGAAAAUGGUGUUGUACAUGUUUACCCUCGUUUGAGGUACUGUUGAUCAUCGCGGGUUCUUCCCGCAUUGGCCUCCCGCCCGAACUUACACAUCUGCG
Molecule: messenger RNA, 2437 nt
Organism: Penicillium samsonianum
Lineage: Eukaryota; Fungi; Ascomycota; Eurotiomycetes; Eurotiales; Aspergillaceae
Product: double-stranded RNA binding motif domain-containing protein
Exons: 4
Coding region: 305-667 (120 amino acids)
Source: RefSeq, a predicted model, not a curated record